ACAUCUGCUCCGUGUGUGGUUUUUUGACACAGCCUAAAGUUUUUAUUGAUUAUUUUCUCCGAGUCUCCGGUUAAAACGAUACUCGGUUGUGGCCCCCUCCUCUUUUUUUUUUUUACUUGGGAGCCCUUCCUGAAAAACAGAAUCAAGCUGUCAAAUGCUUGUUGCUCGAAGGAAAAGUCGGCGCUAGUGUUUGAAAAAAAAGUAACGUAUUAACCGUAAAGGACGCGGUCUCCUUUACAAUUCUGUUUGAACGAUAAGAUGUUAAAUAGCGCGUCGAGUUUUUAUGUUUAAUUUUAAACACGAGCUCGUUAGUGUUUUGUUUGGCUGUAUCGGGUGGGUUGCGGUGUCGGUUCGUGACUCGGUCUCUGGCUAGCAGCGAGAUUUGGUGGCGAUGAGACCGUUAUCAAGAAGUGCCUUUCAGAUGACUCCCUGUGUCGCUGAUCUCUGGUCGCUGCCUGCCUGUACCACCCACACUCCUCUCUCUCCACCUCAGUCAGAGUACUAAUCCUCCCACCUCAAACCGUUCCUUUCUCUACCUGACUGCAGCAUUCAGUCCCACCCACAGCCACAGGAAAGCAUAAACUGUGCCUGCUGUCAAAGUAGUGUGCAGAUCAUGCUAUGCAGGAAUAUUACAUUUCUUGAAUAAAAACAGACGUGUGAUUCACAAUCCACCAACCUAUUACAGUAAACAACUACGCCAUACUCAGUCUUCUGAACGUAGUGGAUAAGUGCCCAUAUAUCUCAUUUAGUGAGUUUCACUGUGGCUGUCAGCAAAAUGUCUGUGGCAUUGCCAGCUGUGCGCGACACUAAGUGGCUGACUCUGGAGGUGUGUCGUCAGUUCCAGAGAGGCACGUGCUCUCGCAGUGACGAAGAAUGCAAAUUUGCUCACCCACCCAAGAGCUGUCAGGUGGACAAUGGCCGAGUUAUCGCCUGCUUUGACUCCCUAAAGGGUCGGUGUUCAAGGGAUAACUGUAAAUAUCUGCACCCUCCAUCUCACCUGAAGAGUCAGCUGGAAAUCAAUGGAAGGAACAACCUGAUCCAACAGAAGACGGCUGCAGCCAUGCUGGCCCAGCAGAUGCAGUUCAUGCUGCCAGGAUCCAGCUUGCCUGCUGUGUCUUCUUUUCCUGUUGGUCAGAGUCUGGGGCCAGGACCUGGGAUCAGUUACUCCCCCUACCUCUCUCCUGUCACUCAUGGGAUGGGACUGGUUGCUACGGAGAUGCUCCCGAGCAACCCUGUGAUUGUCUCUGGCAGCCCUGCAAUAGCAGUGCAGAGCUCGAACUCCGCUUCCUCAUCCCAGAAAACACUGCGCUCUGACAAGCUGGAGGUGUGUAGAGAGUUUCAGCGGGGGAACUGCUCCCGAGGAGAGACAGACUGUCGGUUUGCCCACCCUAGUGACAGCCCCAUGAUUGACAGCACUGAUAACACAGUGACAGUGUGCAUGGACUAUGUGAAGAGCCGCUGCUCCAGAGAAAAGUGCAAAUACUUUCACCCUCCUGCUCAUUUGCAGGCACGCCUCAAAAGCUCUCAGAGCACACAGAGCACUGCUGCAACUGCUGCUAUGGCCCACUGCCAUCAUGUGUUGGCUGCGUGCUGUGUGCAGACUCAGUCAAGUGCCAAAGUGCUGAAGCGACCCCUCGAGGCAACUGUUGACAUGGCGUUUCCUCACAGCAUGUUGCAGCCACUGGCUAAGCGAGUGGCUCUAGAGAAGAGUGCAGGGCAUGGUGGUCUUUUAAACCCCAGUGUUUUUCACUACCAGCAAGCUCUUGCCAACACACCUCUGCAACAUUCUACUGCACUGUUCCCUACAGGCUCAGUCUUGUGCAUGUCUCCUGGACCUGGCAUUGUUCCCAUGAUGCUCAGUGCCCCGCCUGCUACCGCCUCCGCUCCUGCUGCAAGCCCCUACGCUGCUGCCGCCGCGGCAACCGCCAAUCAGAUCAUUUUGAAAUAGAGUGCAGGAGAGAGACAGAGUGCCAGCGCAACAUACACGCACUUCUUAAUCAAAGAGUGUGUGGAUGUAACAUCCUCAAUUCCACAGAAUUACUGCUACAUGCAUGCUGAUAUAUACACACACACACACACACACACACACACACACACACACACACACACACACACACACACACACACAUGCAAACACACACACAGCCUAACAAUAUUUUCUUUACAGUUAUGUUCAAGAAUAUAUACACAAUAUAUACAAUAUAUACACAGCAAGAAAGAAACUAAUUAAUCAUAUAUGUUUCUAAACCUGUUUCACUGGAACAAAAUCUUAUUCUUUUUGCUUGUUUAUAUACAUUAUAUAAAUCUACACGUAUACACAGUAUCAUCACCAGUGUUGAGUAGAAAAUCAUUCAACACUUGUUUUACUGUGUGGCUCUAUUUGCACUUUUCUUUUCUUUUUUUUCUUUUAAGAAAAAGGGCAACAUCUUGAGAAAGACUAUUAGAAGUCCAGUUUGAGGAUUUACAUAAUUCUCACCAAGCUGAAUCAAGAGAUACUGAUAUAUGAGUGUUUAUCUGCCUGCAACGGCAUCAGAAAGGACUGUAUAACCGAGUGCCGAAACACAUCAAAGCCAUGCAAGAGGAUGGCAGGCAGCGCAUCACAACCCUGUAGGAGAAUGUCAAACGGCAUGUGAAAGCUAUGCAGGAGAAGGACAGAGUGAGUUCACAUCUCUGCUCCACACUUAAUGCUUUGCCUGAGCACUGCUGCAAUACAGCAGCCUGGAUGAUGAGAACUGUUAGCCAAAUUAUUGAUAGAGGAAAAAAAAAACAAAAAAAAGAUUUUCACCUUUAACAGUGGCCAAACAGAAUAGUGACACACUAACCCUUUAAAACUUGAUGUAAAUUUAAACUUUAUUACUUCAUUACAGCCGUUCUACAGUGUAGUGUUCAAGUUUUGCCACAGUAGAGGUUAUUCUCUUAUUCUCUUGAUACUGUGCUGUGGGAAGAAAAAGACAGAAACAAAGAUAUGAUUGGUUGCGACUUUAUAUGUGUGUGUUUGUGCAUAGUGACACAACAUAGCAUACGUUACUACAUCUGGGCUCUACAGCUAGACUUAGUGUCUGGACAUCUCAGCAGUACGAGCUGUGUUUGGUCGAGCCAAACUGGGCUGAGGUCAUCCUGUUUUUUGGUUUCUAUAUUUAUUGUUAUGAUUCUGUAUAAGUGCCUAACAAUGUUCUUUACAAGCAUAAUAUGGAUACAGAUUUGUUCGUGUUUAAUUUUGUUGCUGCAAUCUGUCAUUCUCUCUCUCAGAAAAAAAGGUAAAAGCAGUUUAAAAGAAUGAUCACUGGUGAUUUUUUUUUCCUUAUCGUUUAUGAAAAUUAUAACAGAAAUACUUACUACUAACACAAAAUGAUGUCCUGUAUAAGAGACAUCUGUGACUGCUGUUUGGGAAAGCCUUUUCUCUACUUUGUAUUGAAUUAUUAAGCUCUUAUACAAGGUGAAUUUGUCUUGAGGUGGAAAUACUGCAGGCUGUUGAGUCCCAGACUUCUAACACCUAUAAAGGAACAAAUUUCUCAUAGUAGCACUUCAUUAUUUAAUCAGUUGCUUUGGGACAAAAUUUCCAAAUACAUUUGAUGUUUUAUUUUACAUUGAAACUAUUGGCCUCGUUAGGAUUCUACUUACGUUUAUUUCAUUUCCUAGAGCAGUGAUUGACAACAGCGUGACAUGUAACUGACCUACUACUUAAUGGCUCUACUAUUCUAAUCUACUUUAAUUUAGGAGACAGUCAAUCAUAUAAUUUCUAUUUGGAUGUGUGUUUGUGUGUUUUUAUGUGUGUUUUAAUUCAGGGCGGAGAUAAAAUGCCAUGUGAGAACCUAGACAAUCUUUAGUUUAGAUACGCAAAGGCACUGCUCAGAGUUGUAGUCAUUUAACUUCUCAGCAUCGCCUGAGGAUAAUUUAUGUUGUGAUCUAUAAGAUAUAUGAGAACUAUUAUGUAAUGUUAUGGUAUUGAUUGUGGUUAAUGGACCAUUGUUAUGUUUUGUUUUGAGAUGAAUGUAAUUUAUUUGAUGUAGGGCCUUGCUGUUUUAAAAGGCCAGCUUGGUGCCACUUUCCUCUCCUGCAUCACCUGACUUGUGUGGGAAGAUAAAAGCAUGGUGCUUGACUUUGGAAAGUUACAGUGUCCUCAUUAAAAAAGCAUUAAGCGUUACGUCGUAUUACACAGUUGUUUGUGAAUCUAAUGCUUCGAUAUAAUAGUCGUUGUUUGAGGUGUGUAACUAUGGCAGAAGUCAGCUUUCGUGAAAGACAAGUCUAGCAGUGAGUAAUGCAGGUAGCCAGCUGAGAGAAGCACUUAACACUGCAUGACGCAUCAAUGCAGGUCAGGCUGCAGAAGUGUUCACAUAAUGUCAAAUUAAAAAUAACACAGCAUUUCAGUUUAUAGUUCACUUUAAUGUGCUAAUAUUUUAGAACAGUACUAAUUUGUUAAUGUGACCGUUCAAAAUUGCUAUGAAUGAAACUGUUUUUGUAAGUGAUGUUCCUGCUUUUUUUUUUUUUUCCAAGAUGUUAGGUUCAAAUAUAUUUUCCUACUUGGAAAAUACUUAGUUUCAAUGCCUUAUUGUCAUGGACCAUACUAUUUAAUUACAAAGUAUAUUAGUCUUAAAAAUUGUUUCACUUCACCUAUUUAGAUAAGUGUUUACACAGGUUUAUUUCCACUGUCCAGAUGUAAAUGAAUAUUCAUUGGAAUUUCUUAAAAACAAAAUACUAGUGCUAAAAAAAAAGCAGUGUGUUAUCACUCUAGAGCGUUAGCACAAUCCGGCUGUAACACUAUAACGGAACAAAUGUCACUGACAUUACGAUAGAAUUGAAGUUUUGUUUCAGAGAUAAUAAUAGAAAUAGAAAUGUUUACGGUGUUGUCCCUAAGGAUGAUCCAGUGUCAGCCUUGUGUUCUGUCUCGCAUUACAGAACUUCUACUAAACAUAUGAAUGUGUCUCAUCGUCAGUGCGUAUCAGUGCGUCUCCUGCUUUCUUAGUGUCAGUCUGGUGGAUAAGAAUUUCAGAAUGUAAUUUAUCUCUUGACUGUUGUAGCACAUUCUGGACAGGUUUAUGAUUUUGAGGGCUACAACGCACUCACUACCUUAGUCUGUUCACAUGUGAUCUUUGCCUUAUCUUCUAUGUGUUGCUCUGACCAUUUCAUCGCUCUUAAUGUUGUUUGAAGGUUUUUGUAAAACAAAAGGCUGUAUUGGCUCUCCUAAAACGAAAUAUAAAAUCACUUAAUAUUCAAUAACCUAACGUUAAAAUAAAAGGGUCUGUGUAAUAAAACCUUUUCUCCACAACUGGAGUGAACGUGUAGGAUUAGAGCCCAAAGAUUGUUAAUUCAAACAGAAGAAAUGCAUGGGUAAUGUUGCUUCUUAAUGUGGAGAACGGGCUUUUAAAUAACACAUGUACUAAGCUGUACUUUGUUUUCUGAGCACUACCUUGUUCCUAGUCUCUGUUCAACACCAGUUACAAGGAAGAAUUCACAAGUUUCAAUUCCAUGCAGAUUAAAUACGCCACACAUUAUAAGAUUUUAAAGAGUUUUUUUUAUAUGUUUCUUUGUGUAAUAUUAAGUAGUUUAUUGCUUUUUGGGUUCUGUAAACAUAAUGUUUGUAAAAUAUAUUGUCACAAAGUAAAUAAAAUCCUUUAAUGACCA
Tachysurus fulvidraco (yellow catfish) is the source of this 5622-nucleotide messenger RNA. It is a transcript of the gene mbnl2, whose product is annotated as muscleblind-like splicing regulator 2. Gene Ontology annotation, molecular function: metal ion binding. The coding region runs from base 776 to 1948 and encodes 390 amino acids. The transcript has 10 exons. The record is from RefSeq and is a predicted model, not a curated record. Lineage: Eukaryota; Metazoa; Chordata; Actinopteri; Siluriformes; Bagridae.